Didymodactylos carnosus is the source of this 1281-nucleotide messenger RNA. The record is from the annotation of a GenBank genome assembly. NCBI's taxonomy places the organism in Eukaryota, Metazoa, Rotifera, Eurotatoria, Philodinida, Philodinidae.
AUGUAUUCCUCAGACAACGAUCAAUCUCAAAGAGAAUUUUUUGGUGCGAAAGAUGAUAUUGAUGAAGAUGGUGAUAUUACAUCAGACUUGUGGCAAGAAGCUUGUUGGACCGUUAUAUCAUCUUAUUUUGAUGAAAAGGGUCUUGUUCGACAACAGCUCGAUUCAUUCGAUGAAUUUAUUCAAAUGUCCGUUCAACGAAUUGUUGAAGAUUCUCGAGCAAUCGAAUUGCAAGCACAAGCUCAGUACAUGACCGGUAGUAAAGAGACACCGCCAAAAUACAACAUUAAAUUUGAACAAAUUUAUUUAUCAAAGCCAACUCAUACAACAAAUGAAGGAAGCGUUUAUUUGUGGCCAAAUGAAGCUCGUUUACGUAAUUUGACUUAUGCUGCACCAUUAUAUGUUGAUUUGAAAAAAACUGUCAUGAAAGAAAAUGAAACACCAAAAGAAACAAAAAGUGAUAAAGUUUAUAUUGGUGAUAUUCCGAUUAUGUUACGUUCAGCCUAUUGCCUGCUGUCAGAUAUGUCGGAUCGAGAUCUAACAGAAUUAAAUGAAUGUCCGUUAGAUCCUGGCGGCUAUUUUAUUAUUAACGGGUCGGAAAAAGUACUUAUUGCCCAAGAAAAAAUGGCAACAAAUACCGGUGAGAUUUAUGUAUUUUCAAUGAAAGAUUCCAAGUUUGCUUACAAAUGUGAAGUUCGAUCGGUAUUAGAAAAUUCUAGUCGUCCAACAAGUACAUUAUGGGUUAACUUGAUGGCUAAAGGUGGACAGGGUGGUCGGAAAAGUGCUAUUGGUCAACCAAUUGUUGGCAUAUUACCAUAUAUCAAUCGUGAAAUUCCAAUUAUGAUCGUAUUUCGAGCACUUGGACACGUAUCAGAUCGAGAUGUUCUAGAACACAUUAUUUAUGAUUUUGAUGAUAUGGAAAUGAUGGAAAAAGUAAAACCUUCGUUAGAUGAAGCAUUUGUAAUUCAAGAUGAUAAAUUAGCAUUAGAUUUUAUUGGCGCUCGUGGGAGUCACGCCGGUGUACCACGUGAAAAACGCAUUCGCUAUGCAAAAGAUAUCCUUCAAAAAGAAAUGUUGCCACACAUCGGCAUUACACAACAUUGUGAGACAAAAAAAGUUUAUUUUCUUGGCUAUAUGGUACAUCGUUUAUUGUCAGCUGCUCUUGGCAGACGUGAACUCGAUGAUCGAGAUCAUUUAGGAAAUAAACGAUUGGAUCUAGCUGGACCAUUACUAUCAUUUUUAUUUCGUGGAUUGUUCAAACGACUUAUUAAAGGUAUUAUUUGA